UAGUUUGCCCUUAUUAUGAGCCAAGAGUUGGCAACACUGUCGACCGAGGACAACGUAGCUGGAGAAGAUCAUCACACAUUGGAGCCAAGGAGAGGAGUGGCCGUUGCUGAAGAAGCCGUCAUCCCAACUCAAUCUCUGUGCAGCAGCCCCGGCCGGACGGACGGAAGCAUGACGACGAUGGACGCCAGCGCCCUGCCAUCGGAGCUGCUCGUAACCCCGCAGCCGCUGGUUGGCUUCUGUGGGUUGGACACGGCGCGAGUGGGCGUGCACAAGGCCGUUUGGGAGGCGUUUAGUGGGAGUUUGCAGCGCAAGGCCGCCGACCGGGCGGCGGUCCAGUACAAACUGCUGCCGCCCAACUACGAGUUCCCGGUAGCCAAGCCCAAGCGCGCCUCCUACGAGUGGUAUCAUCCGAAGGGCAUACUCAAGCGAAACUGGAUGUUAAAGCAUCUGCACGUCCUGCCCUCGGUGGUGGUGCUCUUCCAGGACAUGGAGUGGAACGACCUGCAGUGGACGGAGAAGCAAGUGCAGUGCGCCGGCAUUGUCCAGGCGCUGAAGAAUGCUCUGCAGGAGCGGAACACCCGGCUGUGCCUAGUUCUGCUGCAGAAGGCAGCUCCAUUGCCACCGGGCGAGGAUUUAUUAGCGGCGGAAAGGGCAGCCAGCCUGACCAGCGCCUGUGGCAUUACCAGCAAGAUGUUGUUCAUCCUCCCACACACGGAGCACCUCACGGGCUACGCGUUACGGCUAGAAUCGGCAUUUUUGGACAUGGCCCAGUCGUAUUAUGCGCUUAUGUCUAAGCGUAUACGAAACCACCGGGAUCAGUUGACGGCAGCCCACACUUCUCUGAAGAUACGGCAUCAGUUCAAGCUUGGAUUCGUGGCGGAGAUGCGGCAGGACUUUAGCACGGGACAGAAGCACUACUUUCAGGCCUAUGCCAAUCUGGACGAAAUACGGAUAAACGAUGGGAAUUGUCUGGAGAUUAAAACCCUCGCCGGUUUCUUGAACUACAAAAUCUGCAGGUUAAUGUUUAAGCUGAAGACCCCGAGGGAUGCCAUCAAUCAGUUCAUUAUCCAUGUGGAGAAGUACAAGUCCCGUGUGGGCUUCAAGGAUCUGGCCUUUGAACAUCAUGCCUGGCUGAGCACGCAACACUCUGUCUUCGCUGAACUCUUUUGCGAGGCCAUCAAGAACGGCCUGCCCGCCUUGCAGACCCAGCAUCCGGGUAUCUAUUACCACAAGGCGGCGGAAUAUGUGAUGAAGCGACGUGACUCGGCCCAGUUAGCUUAUGCCACACUUUUGAGUUCCUCGGAGUCUGCGCCUGCCACACCAAAUCCCAAUUCUCUGUCUCUGUACACGGAGUUCUUUGGGAUUCGGGCGGUCAAGACGGGCGAUUUGGUUGCCGAGCAGCAGGCCAAUUUGCAGCUGUGUGAAAUGGAACGCAGCUUUAACCACUCGUCGGGGAUCAUAGCUUUGUUGAGCCAGGCCAUGGCCCAGUUUAAGAUCUACAAGUGCCUCAGGUUUCGCAAGAAACUAGCCAUUGACAUGGCCGAGGAGUACCUUAAGAGCGGCGAUCAUGCCAAGGCCUUGACCUUGUAUUCGCUGAUGCUGCCGGAUUAUCGGCAGGAGAAGUGGUCUACCAUAUUUACCGACGUUCUGCUGAAGACCCUGCGCUGUGCCUUGCUCUCGGGCUCUGUGGCUGACUACAUUGCCUGCAGCAUUGAAGCUCUGUCCCUGCGCCACCAUCGUGGCGAGCAGGCGGAACGUAUACUGUUAAUAGAGAACCUCUGGCAGGUGUUCCAGGGCAUGCCGCCCAUGCCGAAGACUCAGCUGAGCAGCGAGACGCAGGCAUUGUGGACGAGUGCUUUGGCCAGCGUGAAGUCACCCAUUCAAAUCGAUUUGGAUAAGGUCAGCGAUGUGGUGGAGAUGUGUGCCACAUUCGACAGAGUGCAGCUGAACAACGACGACGUGGUGCAGUUGCAACUGAUAGUGAGGGUUCUCACGGAUGUCCCGCUGAGAGUGCGCCACUUUCAUGUCAUUCUGGCCGAUGCGGGGAAUCCCCAAAAUAGCUACAAGCUGGAGGCUCUCAAGUAUUUUUGCUUUCCCAGCCUUACGCAGCUGCGGCAGAAACAGGUGGAGGAGCAGCCUCAACCCUUUGAGAAGAACAUGAGAUUGGAGCCUGGUUCAUACUACCAACUGCUCUGCACCACGGAGGCCCAGCAGUUUCAUGAGAACACUCAGCUGCGCAUUGUUCGUUUGGAGGCCCACAUGGGCACCGACCAGGUGGCUGCCCUGCUCACCUCGAGCUCGAGUUACUCGCGCCAAUUGUUCCGGCAUCACACGCGCAGCCGGGAUCUCGAUGACAACGUGACGAUCAAUCCCAUUUGUUACAUUGCGCCCACGUUUCAUCUGGACACGCAAACGAACCUCGGUCAUGGCCAGGAGAAUAAUAAUGGCAUGGAUGAGCAGGAAGCCGUGGUGGCCACCACGCGAAUGCUGGUCAAUGAAUACUAUCCCGUUGUGAUCACCAUCAGCAAUCCGUACAAUGUCUAUCUGCAGAAUGUGGGCGUACACAUCAGUGUACCCGGAAAUCUACGGAACAGUGUUUUCCUCACCACGGACAUCUCACCGGGUCGCCAGAAGCUUCAUGCCCAGAUCCAAAUCGAUGUGGGAGAGUUAUCUGCCCAUGGCAGCAACACGGCCACCUUCUACAUCUUCAGCCUGGCGGAGGCGGAAAUCAAGCUGCAGCAGAGGCUUAGCUAUACCUUGGAUGUGGAUCGUGGUCCCGGUGGAGCCAAUGCAGCCAGGGUCAGCACAGCAGCGAACAGCUCGGCGGAGUCCACGCCCGAUCACGAGGUGAAAGGUGUGCCCAGCAAUAGCCUGGCUACGAUUUCACCCGUGCAGAUUGAGUACCUGGAUGAGACGAGGCUGCGGAAGUCAAGGGAGGAUGUGCUGACGGUAAGGUGCUAUGGGGACUUUAAGUUUGCUGCCCGCUUCUACACGCUGGAUAGGAAGCCUCUGGGUCAGCUGUAUCGCGGGGAGAACUUUCUGCUGCGAGCCAAUACAGAGGUGAUGGCCGUGGACGAUGUGGAGAUACUAGACAGCUUCUUUAUAUGUGAUCACAAUUUAGUGCAAUCAAACUACAGCUUUAAGCGAAAGAAAUACACCAACAAGUACAGUGCCGGUGAGCAGCUGGAGAGCGUGAUAGUGCUCCGCACGAAUGCCACUUUGAGGGACUGGACAACUGCCCGGGAUGUGGAUCAUCGGGGCAAGCUGGAGGGCAAACCAGUGGCUAGUAAGUUUAUAAGGCCAGCCCCCAAACCAACGACGAUCGAGGAGAUUGCCUCUGCUGCCACUCCUGUGCCACCUGCCGGCAUCAGUGCCUACAUGAGCAAGAGUCUGGUGGCCAAGAUACCCACCACCAUGACCAUCAUCAAUAGCAACUCGGCGGUGUCCAAUGCCCUGCAGGUGGCCAAUGCGGGUGUGAUGACCAGCUCCCUGCAUUCGGAGGAGGCCAAUGAAGCUAGCGAGGCAACAAUAGGAGUUGGCCAGGAGAACCUCAAGACCACUCGCUUGGUGUACAACAAGGCCUUGGAAGCUGUCCAGGGUACGGGACAUUGUCGAGGUUUCAUCAAGGGUGUCUACACGCUGGAACCAGAGCGGGCGUCUGCUGUGCCCAUCUUUGGGGUGUUCUGCAUCCGUUGGCGACGCGCCAAUGGCAAGGAGGAGAACGAGUCCAAGUUUGUGAUCAGUGGAAUGGAUAUAGCAGAGCCGCCGCUGAAUAUCUACUGCACCAUCGAGGAGAAGAUGUUCGUGAAGAUGCCCAUGGCCUUCAAGGUGGUGCUAAAGAAUCCCACCACGCAUGUCCUCCACCUGAUAGCGAACCUGAGCAUCAGCAAGACGGAUAACUUUAUUUGCUCGGGGCACAAGCAGCUGGACAUCUCCAUAAUGGCCUACGAGGAGAAGGAACUGGUCUACAACCUGUAUCCCCUGCAGGUGGGCUGGCAGGAGCUGCCUGUACUGAGUCUGGAGUACAAUACCAAGGCGGAUCCGCAGAAGAAUGAAAGCCAGAAUGCCUUGCUUGAUGAGCUGGUGCAGCGGGCGCUGCCCAAAAGAGUCUUUGUGCUGCCCCCUCUGAAGCAACAGAACAAGUAGAAAACAAAGCCGCCUAAUCUUAAGUGUUUUAAAGUUUACAAUAAAAGUAUAAACAACUCGGGUGUGUGUAGUAAA
Drosophila kikkawai is the source of this 4221-nucleotide messenger RNA. RefSeq names its product trafficking protein particle complex subunit 11 gry (gene gry). Gene Ontology annotation, cellular component: cytoplasm. The record is from RefSeq and is a predicted model, not a curated record. NCBI's taxonomy places the organism in Eukaryota, Metazoa, Arthropoda, Insecta, Diptera, Drosophilidae.